Molecule: messenger RNA, 4812 nt
Organism: Amoebophrya sp. A120
Lineage: Eukaryota; Dinophyceae; Syndiniales; Amoebophryaceae
Source: the annotation of a GenBank genome assembly
GUCGACGUCGUGCAUUGGAAGUAUCUGGAGAGAUUUCUUUUCGUGUCCGAUACCCGAAAUGAUUAAACAUCAUCAAAGUAAGAACAGGAAGGAACUAUAACUAAUGACCGUGUGGCAUUGACUUCUAUUCCGUAUAAAUACCGUUUGACCAAACCUUCUACCACGGUCCUCGCGCACGGUCUUCUGUCACUAAUACGCGACAAGAGAAAUUUAUCCACGCAACUAUGCCCAGCGGCGCAGUAAAUACGAGACAUGGUGGGAGCAAGUCCUCAAACAGCUCCGCCAGAAACCUUGGUGGGCUGUAUUUGCUUUGCUUAUCUUCCGGGCUAGAGGACGAGGAUGAUCCUGUUCCUGCUGUUUUGACGUUCUUUCCGGAUAAUCAGCAUGACCGCGGCUCUUAUUAUCCUCCAGAAGCGCCCUUGUUGCACGGAGUCCGACACGGAGAUGAUGUUGGGAACACAACGCACCCGUCGGAUCAUGGGCGGAGCACAGAGGAAGCGCAGUCAGUGGAACUACACCGAGUGCCUUCUGACAAGAGCCCGCCUACCCCGAGCACGAGCUACUCAUCGUCCAAGCAAACCCCGCAAACGCCUGGGUCCUCUGGAGAUGGCUCAUCAAGGGCAGCACACGCGCAACCGCACGCGGAGCAUCAAGUGGAUGAAAGAACUAGGAAGGGAGUGCUGGCGAAGACCCCACUAGUGCACCACCGGCUUAUUUAUUUCCCAUGGUCGACGUCCUUCUCCCGCCACUGCCCCACCGCCCUCCUGACCGUGGGAUUUUGCAGUCUGCUGUGCACUUCGUACGUGAACUUCAAAACUAGUGGGGCGUUCCGGCAAGUGGUCGACAACACGAAGACGCUGGAGCUGCGAAAAUUCACCAAGCAGUGGGGCAGCUUCUUCCUCCUCGGGUCGGUGUCGUCCUUUCUUCGGACCUUCUGCCUGUCGGAGGCGAAGCUGCUGUUUGAGAGAAAACUAAGAGUCCGCGUAUUCUCCGAAGUGCUGAGAAACGGACCCCGCUUGCUGGACUUGAAAGUCGUGAAUGAAGCAUGUACAGAGGACGUUACAGCAGCCGGAGCCGGAGCAACCGCUGCUUCCACGCAUAAAAUUCCCCCAGACGAAGUUGUAGAUCUUUCCGCUCGCGACCGCGAGGAAAAUGCGCACGAAGAUGAACGGGAUGAAGAACCGCUGCAGGUGGCUGCGAAUAAAGGAGCGCCCGUGGGACCGCGACGAGGAAGCGAACAGCGAGGCGGGUCCUCAUCUUCCCAAAGAACUGCAGGAAUCUCUAGCUCCUCGUCGAUAAUGGCGCAGUUGAGCCUGUUGCACGAGGACGUAGACACCAUCGCGGACUUUUUCACCGCAAAAGCAGCCAACGCAGUGCGGUACACGAGUUCGCUCGUGGGAGGCACAUGUGUCGCGUUUUACAACUGCUUCACACUCGCGGCGUGGGGGUACUCACAGAGGAUGAUCACUUGAGGAUGAUUCACUUAAGUGAUGUUAGUCUUAGUGUUAGUUCAUUUCUUUUUCAGCUCUUGCAGUAAUUGCUUAUCAAAGCCUAUUAAUUUUUCGGUAAACGUAAAUGGAGCACGACACCCACCACGUGGUCGUGGCGGCGCGCGUGGUCCACCUGCAUCAUUUCUGAUAACUACAGCUUCCCGCUGUUUUUCGGCAUUGGCUAUGCCGUUGCCAAGCGAAAUUCUGCAAAAACCACGACGAGCGGCAGUGAAAGCAAGAGCUGCAGCAAAACCGGCGGUCCGUCCGGGCCGCCGCUCCCCGAUCCGAAGCAGCACGCGCACGACCGGUUCCAGGCGCAAGCCGUUAUUCGGAGCUUCGGGAAAACGACCCAGCAGACCUUGCAGUACGCAAAUUUGCUCUACUCGCUGACACGGGUCGAAUCCGCGAAACAGGUGAAGAAGGCGAAGCUGUUCGCCGUGAUCGAUUUGCUCUCGAAGUCCACUCUCAUCUCGCUCGCCCUGUUUGGCUCCAAGUUGGUGGAGAAAUAUCAAUUGCAAAAAUGUCUGGGUCUGGAAGAAUGCAAGAUUUGUGAUGCAGGUUUUCCAUGACCCAUGAGGUCUGGAAUGCGAGACCCAGAAUGACAGAUUCUUUGAGGUCUCUAUCAUGCCUUUCCUGCGUGAGAAGCUCCCUCUCAACUUGGUCAAAAGCGGACUCCUUUUGGUACUCACGCAACACAGAUUUUUGCAUCAUUCAGAUUUAGCAUGACAAGUUCUAAUCUUCCAGACCCAGACACUUUUACAUUUGAUAAGAAAGAGAAGAUCUCCAGCGGACAGCUGGCGCAGUUUCUCGUGGCCAGCAGCAUGGCGGCACUGGGGUUCUACGGCCUGUUGCAGUUCUUCGACACCGAAUUCGCCGAAGCCGUGGUGGCCGGGAACCGGCUGGCUCUGGUGGUUUUGGGCACGUCGGAGAAGUAUUCUGAUGAAGCCGCCUCAACGGAGUCCGAGUUGUCGUCCUCGGGUGCUGUUAAGGAACCUCAAGCUACGUCAAAAAAUUCCGUUCGCCCACCAAAGACACAGCGUGUCGAGACAAUGAACUUGCCGCCACACAUUCGCAUAGUUCAGCCGCCUACUGCAGAUGAAGAUCAAGCUGUGCUGUCAAACGACCAGAAGUUGGUUCUAAAAGUCGAGAACCUGAAUGUGCGUCUUCUGCGAGGUGGGUCAGCAAUAGGACCAACGCCUGGCCCAGUAGACUCAAGUUCACCGAAUCCCUCUGCGGGCACUCCAAACGACGUUGCCGAAGGCAGCCGCAGCCAGCAGAAAUCCCAGCAUCUCGGUGGUUCCAGUUCUUCUUACCUGUUCCCCCCCGCACAAGGUUUGAGUUUCGAGCUCAAGGAAGGGGACAUUCUGGGUCUGUGUGGAAGAUCCGGCUCGGGGAAAACAAGCGUGCUCAACCUCCUCCUCGGCGAGCUCAGUGCGGAUGCUGGAACGGUGACGUUCUUCAACCCGUGUGGGCCGAAUAUCAGGUUCCAUUUGAUUGACUGCUCCUCGUACUAAAGCAGUAUAUUUGAUAGAAAACGCAACCCUACAGUGGAUGCACGAGGGCAGCUCCAGUGUGAAAAAAGGCAGUUGCGACAUGCUCAUCUGUAGUUGUUCCUGGAGGUUUAUACGAAGCUGUUGAAAAUUCUUUUUCGUAAAACGAAAAUAAGUAUAUCCUCAUGUUCGUCUCUAUGCAGGAAAAAAAUUUCCCCUGAAAUCAUUAAAACUACAGGUACGUGCCCCAGCAUACCACGCUGUUCGGCGAGACAGUCCUGGAGAGCAUCACUUUUUCUCCGUCGAGGGAUUCUUCGGCUGGAACGUCCGCUUCGCCCGCACUCGUCGCGGCAUUGGACCAGUCCUGCGCUACCUCGUUUGUGGAUGUUGAUGUCAACACUGCUAGCAGUGCAAAAGAUAAAGAAGCGGAUGAUGUUGAAAAUAAUGUUGAACAUAGCCCAAACAAUAACAAGCCAACUUCGACUACAACAACCCGUCGUGUUGUAAGCACCAGUCGCACGCUAUCGUAAGGAAAAAUCCCCCCUCCCCAUAUCAAAAGGAAGUCUCUGAUGCUGGAUGUGCGUACGCAAAUCAGAUCUGUCUUGCAGAAAGUGCUUGGCGGCAUUUUCUAAGCCUGUUUGAAUGUGCAGAAGGCUAGCAAUUAGGCAUGACAAACAGGUUUGCAGUAGUCAAAAGCGCAUGACAGACUGGCUGUGGAAUGCGCCACAUUGCUCCCAUUACCCUAUAGGCAAGACAGAGGGUAUUUGUGACCACAAAUCAGCACCACAAAUUUCCUUUUCGAUAUGGGGAGGGGGGAUUUUUCCUUUUGAUACACGCUGCUGUCCGACCUCAAGGGCCUCAGCGGCGGUGAGCAGCAACGCCUGGCGGUGGCACGGGCGAUUUACGAUGUUGACGGAGAAGGGGAACAAUUCGCAAAUAUCAAUUUGAAAAAAGCCCCCAACCCAUAUCAAAUGGGAAAUCUGUGAUGCAGGAUUUGUGUACACAAAUGCGCGCAGUCUUGCAAGACGGCAUCGCAGCCAGAUCCGCAGCCUACGGAGGGACAUUUGGGUCUAGGUGCUUAGCAUUACAACAAACGGCUGGCCUCUAGGCCCAACAGCAUGCCAAAUCGCCUCCAUAAUGGUGCGGAAGCCUCUGCGUUUGUCUUCUUGCAAGACAGACGUGAUUUGUGGUCUCAAAUCAGCAAGACAUGCCUUUUUGAUAUGGGGAGGGGGGGCUUUUCCUCUCAAUAGCAAACGAAUCUGCGCCAAGGCCGCAAGAUGAAAAGAAGAACCAAAUAAAGACGCUCUACCUCUUCGAUGAGAUCACGUCACACCUGGACUCAGCCACCGAAACGCGACUCGCGGAGCAGCUCUUCGGGGGCGACAAGAAGCAUGAUAAGUCCGCCGCGUCUUUAGGAACAACGACAACUGCCGCAGCUACAAUUUUGAUAUCGCACUCGCCCAACGUCUUGCGAUUCUGCACCAAGUUUCUGGUCUUGGGAAUCGGGUCUGGCCCGCAGCUCCUGCAGGAUUUUGCGGAAGUGCAGAGGCUCAUUGAUUUGCGCUGAUGAAGACACUGCAGCUUCAGGUGUGCUUAUUUCCGAAUCCUCUGUGCUGGUCAGCGGUCGUCUCGAUUUCGUAUGAUCUACAGCGUAAGUAGUAUUCAAAAGCCAGUACAUCGACAGCAUGCAAGACCUGCAAGGUGGAGAAUAGAGUUCUUACAGCCUCCUGCAUUCUUUUUGCAUUUCAUCUGGAGGCACGCCUCAUCAUUCCAGCACAGAGAUACAGAACAAGUGAGUGGUUGUGAUUAAGUACGUACUCCACCAGACGAAC